AUGGCGGUCGGCAAGAUAACGGAAUUUGAUUUGGAUUGCGGAAACUGGCAGUUGUACGCGGAAAGGCUGGAAAUGUAUUUUAAAGUGAACGGCAUUAGUGAAGAAAUGAAAUUACCAACACUAAUCACUACAAUGGGAGACCGCGCAUACGAACUAUUGACGAACUUGGCGAGCCCACGGAAACCGGCCGACAUGACUUUCAAGGAAGUGAGUGAAAUAUUACAACAACAUUUGAACCCCAAACCAUCGUUUUUGGCAGAACGUUUUGUGUUCCGGCAAAGGAAACAAAAGGCGGAUGAAAAUAUUUUGGAGUAUGUGGCGGUACUCAAAAAACUAUCUAAAAACUGUGAAUUUCGAGCGAAUUUGGAAGAGAAUCUCAGAGACCAGUUUAUAUGUGGCAUACGUGAUGAUGGAAUUCGUCAACAGUUAUUUGCAAAAAAACAAAUAACAUUCAAGGAAUCGGUGGCAAUAGCGGUUUCAUUCGAGUCGGCGGUGAGGGACGCGGCAGUUGUGGAGGCGGCGGCGGACGGAGCCAGCGCGGGCGGCCGGGCGGCCGCGGGCGCGUACUCCACAGACGCGUUCUCGGGGUCCCGCUCACGGCUGUCAGCGGGACGGCCUUCUUCAGUCGGCGGUGAAGAUGCCAUCAACAACCUACAAAUUGGCGGUUGCUUUGCAUGCGGGGACUACAGACAUAGGCGGAACGACACGUUUUGGCGGGAAGAAUGA
Messenger RNA from Ostrinia nubilalis (European corn borer), 726 nucleotides. RefSeq lists its product as uncharacterized. The transcript is spliced from 2 exons. Lineage: Eukaryota; Metazoa; Arthropoda; Insecta; Lepidoptera; Crambidae. Bases 1 to 726 code for a protein of 241 amino acids. The record is from RefSeq and is a predicted model, not a curated record.